AUGGCAUCAGAAACAAAAGUGAUCCAUGUCCCUCGAGAGUGGCCUUCACCGACCUUCGGAGAGCGUUUAUGCCAACUCUACAAAGCUGCACGCCUCCGUGCACUAAAGGAGGACCCUCAAGCGUUCUUGUCGACAUACGACAGAGAGUCGAAGUUCAACGACGCAACCUGGGUUCAACGCCUUCGGAAUCCACUCUCCAACACGUUUGUCGCGAUCCGCACGGAAGCAGACAGCGCAGAGAUUAGUGAGAUCGAACAUGUCUCUCAGAACGAAUGGCUAGGAAUGAUAGUGCUACUUGGGCCCAAAGCACUCCCCGCAGACGGCUCCGAGUCCCAGACACUAUGGAAUCCAUUUCUGCAACCAGCAAGCCACACCGAAGCAGCAGACCCACUAUCAAUUGUCGACUCGGAGGCUGCUUAUAUAGCUGUUUCCAUGUUUGUUCUGCCUGAGGCGAGAAGACAGGGGGUUGGUCGUAAACUUAUUGAAACGAGUGUUGAGGCUGCGCGGGUGGAAGCGAAUUCGAUGCGUGCGUCAAGGGCAAAUAUAGGGCUCUGGGUGGAGGCGGAGAAUGUAUCCGCCCAGAAACUCUAUGAGGCAUGUGGGUUUAGAUUCCUUUCAGAUGAUCCUGCCCUCAUAGCUGCUCAUGGCGUCAUGACUGCUCAGGUGUUAAUGGGAAGGCUUGUAGAGCUGUUACCUGUCAAAGGGUGA
This is a messenger RNA of Paracoccidioides brasiliensis Pb18, 708 nucleotides long. RefSeq lists its product as uncharacterized. The coding region runs from base 1 to 708 and encodes 235 amino acids. The transcript has a single exon. The record is from RefSeq and is a predicted model, not a curated record. Gene Ontology annotation, molecular function: acyltransferase activity, transferring groups other than amino-acyl groups.